Molecule: messenger RNA, 2998 nt
Organism: Phyllostomus discolor (pale spear-nosed bat)
Lineage: Eukaryota; Metazoa; Chordata; Mammalia; Chiroptera; Phyllostomidae
Gene: BSND
Product: barttin CLCNK type accessory subunit beta
Exons: 4
Coding region: 277-1233 (318 amino acids)
Biological process (GO): chloride transport
Cellular component (GO): basolateral plasma membrane
Molecular function (GO): chloride channel regulator activity
Source: RefSeq, a predicted model, not a curated record
CAGAGUCACACACGCACUCCAGCUGGGCCCAGAGGGAAGGUGAGAGGGAAUGAAGGUGGGUGGUGGGGGCAGGGGCCAUUGAAGCGUAGCUCCUGCAGCCUGGUGAGCCUGUGCGCCCAGGAGCUGCGGCUGGACCUGUCCCUUAUUCAAGUGUGAGUCUGGGUUUGUAGUGAUCCCCGAGCGUCCUCCCUCCGGGUGUGAGGGGUGUGGUGUCCACACUGGUGCGCGGGCGCCCCUCCGCGGGUAGUGCACGGACCGCAGCCUGGCAGAGUAGCCAUGGCGGAGGAGAAGACCUUCCGCAUCGGCUUCAUCGUGCUGGGGCUCUUCCUGCUGGCCCUUGGCACGUUCCUCAUGAGCCACGACCGGCCCCAGGUUUACGGCACCUUCUACGCCAUGGGCGGCGUCAUGGUGAUCGGGGGCGUCAUCUGGAGCAUGUGCCAGUGCUACCCCAAGAUCGCCUUCAUCCCUGCUGACUCUGAAUUCCAAGGCAUCCUGUCCUCAAAGACGACAGGCUUGCUGGAGAACGGACUCACUGCCGAGACGAAGAGCCCCCAGCCCCCCUAUGUAAGGCUGUGGGAGGAAGCUGCCUAUGACCAGAGCUUGCCUGACUUCAGCCACAUCCAGAUGAAGGUCAUGGGCUACAGUGAAGAUCCCCGCCCCCUGCUGACCCCUGAGCUGGGACAGCAGCAGCUGGAAGCUAGUGACAGAGGGGAAGGCAGCCCUCGUGAGGCUCAGGCCUGGAUGGAGGCUCCUGUGGUCAUCCACAGGGGCUCGGAUGAGGUCGGGGGAGAAAGAAACCCAACUCAGAGCGGCCCCAGCCACCCAGGGGGUCCCCAGGGCUGUGCACCCUUGGCUUCCUUCCAAGAUGACCUGGAUUUGGGCUCCAGUGAGGACAGCAGCCCCAACCUGUCUCCACCUGAGGGGGAGGAGCCCUGGGCCUACAGAUGCCACCUGGACCGCUUCCAGGACUUUGAUCUGAUCGAUGCCCCGGCGUCAGAGGACACACAUCCAGAGAGGCAGGGGCAGGACACAGCCCUACCAAACUACUGGCAGCGGUCCCCGAGGACAAAAGAGGAGGAUGAGGCUUCAGACACGGGUGUAGAGGAGCUGGAGCAGGAGGAAGAAGACUUGUACUACGGGCUGCCAGAUAGCCCCGAGGACCCCCUCCCAGACAAAGAACUGGGCUUCGAGCUGGAUGCUCAGGGCUUGGAUGGAGCUGCCCCUGGGCGUUAGCCCAGCAUCAGCCACUAGCCCUGUAUGAUUUCACAGGGCCUCCAUUUCACUAUCUGCAAAAUGGGGUUGUAUGGAAGUUUGGGUGAGAUGGUGAAUCCUGGGGCACCUGGAGAGCUGUAAAGAGACCCGUGGGGAAGGGAUGAUUACUUUCAACGGACCUUUGCUGUUCUAAUUGUUACCCUGGGGGUUAAAGCUUUAAAGGUAAAAAUGUGCUUCACUGAGGGGAUUUGCAACAGCUGGGGCCCUCAAGAACCUUCUCUGCCUCCCCCCAAAGCUGGCCUCGGAACAGGAGCCCUUCCUGCUGCUACGCCGGUUCUCUGACCUUCUGGGAAGGCCCCUCAGGGUCCCCGUUCCUGCUGAGCCCGGUACCAGGUGUGAUUUGUCUUCACCCACAGCUAACUGCACGGCCCUGUCCACGCCCUCCUGGGGCUUCUACUGCUCAGGGAUCCAAACCCUUCCAGGACUGACCUCUGCUGACCUCCCAACGGACUCCCCCUGUCGGCCCCCUGCCGCACCCUCUGCCCUUCACACUCGCCGUGCUGCCCCAGCCCUCCCGUGCGGUCUGCCUAGCAAACUUGAGCUGCUCUGCCAGACCCCAGCGCAGAUAUCCCUCCUCUUGAAAGCCUUUCCAGAGGUCACAGCCUCCCGGAACAAGUUAGUCCUGGCUCCUUGGCGCCACCUUUGGGGCUUGUGCGCUCAUUACAGGAGCAUGACUUCAAGGCCGGCACCCUUGACACCCUCACGUUGGCAUCUCUGGUGUCCAGAGUCAGUGGUCAUCGAGGGUGUAUGGAGCUGACCAGAACCCAGGACACUUUUGCAGAUAAGCCCCUCCUCCACUUCCCUGACUCUCAGACUCCCAUCCUCUGUACGCUCUGGCAUUCAAACUUCCAAAUGGCCUGCAUAGGAGUCACAAAGCCAGGGGAAGAGCCCCCAGAACAGCCCCCUCCCUGCAGAAUACAUCCGCAUUGGCCUAGGACUGCGGGUGAAAUGACACCUCCUGGAUUAAUUUGACUCAGGUGGCAUUUCCUGAGCACGUACUAUGUGCCAGACACUAAGCCAGAACCUUUGAGGGGGAAGAGGCAUGAAGUGAUGAACAGCUCUUGCCUUCAGAGGACUCACAGUCCAGUGCAUGUGGUGUUUCAUAAGUGAGGGGCAGAGUGCAGAGCAGGAGCCAGGGUGGAAACAGACAUUACAAUAAAGAAUUGGUGCCCCAGAGGCAGCAGAGAGACGUCUGGGGACAGCCGUCUGCAGCCAACACCUCCGCCUGCUCAGCAGCCCCGAAGACAUCACUGUGGUGUAGCAUCACCCAGCGUAACGCUUUUAGUUUGCUGCUCCCUGCCCCGCCCCUCCGCACCCCAGCUCCGGGAUUGCGGCAGCUGCUUCAGAGGAAGGGGCAGUGGCACUACCUCAAACCAGGUCCACACAAGGAGCCCUCUGGGCCGCCUGGGAUGGAGACCUUCUCUUGGACUGCGCCCCUGGGUCAGGGCUGGGAGACCCGGCAGUGGGACAGGGAAGCCCUCCGUGCUGGGUCAGAAGGGCACAGCCCCGCCCCCAACACUCCCUCAUCUUUCCCGGCAAAACGCGUUAUCCGGCACACCCACUGUGCCCUGGCCGCAGAAGACAUUCCCACCCGUGACCCGAGUCCGCGGACUGGGUGAGGUGUAGUGUGUUUCUGUGCUCUGUUCACUACGGUGGGGGGAGGCGACCUGAAUCAGAAGCCGCACCAGCACGAAUGGUUGAAAUAAAAACGUUGUCAACAUUGAAA